Molecule: messenger RNA, 1953 nt
Organism: Solanum pennellii
Lineage: Eukaryota; Viridiplantae; Streptophyta; Magnoliopsida; Solanales; Solanaceae
Product: putative UPF0481 protein At3g02645
Exons: 3
Coding region: 511-1872 (453 amino acids)
Source: RefSeq, a predicted model, not a curated record
UAUUUUUACACAAUAACCAGCUACUUUAAAAAUUAUUUCCUCCGUUUCAUAAUGAAUGAUCUGAUUUGACUUGACAGGAAAUCUAAGAAUAUAAAGAAGACUUUUGAAUCUUGUGGUUCUAAAUUAAAGUCAUGUAAUAUGUACAUGUCACGUGAAAAGUUGAAAUCAAAAUGUUUCCAGAAAAAAGAAAAAGGUCAUUCUUUUUUAAACGAAGGAAAUAUAUAAAGAUGCGAAAUAUUAGCGAUCGUUUUAGUAGCUAGUAUAUUCAUUUAGUAACUUAAUAAGAAAAAAGUUAUUCACUUUGUAUAAUUUAUAUGGUGUUAAUUGGUAGGUAGAUAGAAAAUUAAUGUGACAUUUGUUUGACAAUUUAGAAAAAUAGCCCCGUAACUUCCGGAUAAGGGGUGCCUCCUCACAAAGGAGGUCGCAGUGACCAGGCCUGGGCGACAGUUUACCAAAAACACAGGUCUCCGCAAAGUCGUAAGACCAUGAUUUAUCGUUCAAGAAAAAGGGAUGGAACACUCCAUUGAAAUAGAUGAUCAAAUUCCACUGGUUCCUCAAACUUAUGAGUUCCAAACUUAUCAAGAUGAGUUACAGAUAGAAGGAGGGAGGAAAGUGGAUCCUUUAUUUGAGAAUUUAUUCAAUUCGCGUGUUAAACCAAUUAGCAUAUUCAAAGUGAAUGUGGGGCUACGUGAAUCAAAUCCAGAUGCUUAUACACCAAAGAUGGUCUCUAUUGGUCCUUACCAUAAUGGAAAACCUCAAUUUCGUCCAAUGCAAAAGAACAAACUAUUGUACCUACGACGGUUUCUUAGACGAAAGGAGAGGAUUGAUGUGGAUAGUUGCAUCAAGGGGUUGGAGGAGGAAGCAAGGAAUUGUUACGAUGAUAUAGAAGACCUCAGUAUUGGAAGCCGCGAAUUUUGCGAGAUGUUAUUACUUGAUGGUUGUUUUGUGGUUGAGUUUAUUCGAGAGCGUUUUGAGAUAGGCCCAAGACAAGAAGACGAAAUCAUCAAAAGUGACAUUGGUUGCAUAUAUAAUCAAAUACUCCGAGAUUUGAUGUUACUAGAAAACCAACUUCCUUUCUUUGUCCUCAACAAGCUUCAUGAGAAGACAAAGCAAGAUGAUGAACUCCCAUUGGCAAUACAAGCUGUGAUCUCAUUUACUUUUUUUGUUGACUUGGAAAAAUUGAUCAAUCAACGUAAGUAUGAACCCUUAAAAAAGAUAGCAUCUAACGCAGGUGAUAUCAAACAUUUACUUCAUGCAGUACACAUACUUUCAUGUCAUGGGAACCCCACGAAAACAUCAAAAGACGACACAACGUGGAGUAAGGCCAUGCCAAAUGCAACUGAGCUUUCUGAAGCUGGAGUUAGGUUUUCAAAUCAUACGAAUAGUAAUAACAAUUUGUUUGAUAUUAAGUUUGAGGAUGGAUUGAUGACAAUCCCUUGUUUUAAAGUCGCAGAUGAAACAGAAUCCUUCCUGCGAAAUCUCAUUGCUUACGAACAACUAUCAUUGGAAGUACAACCUAAAUAUUUCAGUGACUUUGCAGUUUUCAUGGAUCACCUUAUCGACUCAGACAAAGAUGUCAAUUUACUUCGCCAGAAAGGAAUCAUAAAACGCCGGAUGGGAGAGAACAAAGACGUGUCUAGCCUCUUCAACAAAAUCGGAAAUGGGGUCACUAUGUAUUCCACCUUUUAUUAUGAUAAUGAAUGCUUAAAAGCAUCUCAACACUGUCAAAAAAGAUUUAAUAGGUUGAUGGCAAAUUUGCUGCGCAAUUAUUUUAGUAGUCCUUGGGUAGGAGCUUCAACUGUGGCAGCCAUCAUACUUCUCAUACUCACAACUAUACAGACUAUUCUAGCUUUCACAGGUUCCAUUAAGUAAGUAGUAAUCGUAUCAAUUGUAGUAUUAAUGUGUUUUUCAUUAAUUUCCUACUUUGUAUUGAAUUUCAUUAAUGAAUGCGAA